This is a messenger RNA of Scatophagus argus, 998 nucleotides long. Its product is annotated as ubiquitin thioesterase OTUB2-like. Gene Ontology annotation, biological process: protein K48-linked deubiquitination; negative regulation of double-strand break repair. The record is from RefSeq and is a predicted model, not a curated record. The coding region runs from base 237 to 920 and encodes 227 amino acids. Gene Ontology annotation, cellular component: nucleus. The transcript has 5 exons. NCBI's taxonomy places the organism in Eukaryota, Metazoa, Chordata, Actinopteri, Scatophagidae. Gene Ontology annotation, molecular function: ubiquitin binding; cysteine-type deubiquitinase activity.
ACUGUCCCUUUAACAUGAGCACGUGGUACCCGCAAACAUCCGGUUUUCAGGAAUGGAAGUAAAAAUGCAACAAUGUUUUGACACACAGCGUUGACGCGCGGAGUGUUGCCAGUCUAUGAUUACGUUUUCUUACGUUGUUUCCAUGCUGUUGAAAUACGAAGGUGAGUCGCGAGGCCGUCGACCCGUGAAGCUGCCGUUUGGUCUCGCGGACAGGGACGCUGUUUGUCUCUCGACAGAUGGAGGCUGGCAGCCUUGUCUCGCGCAGAGAGGACAUUUCUUCACUGUUUCCUGAGCAAACGCCGGGUGCCAAAUAUAAAGAUUUAAGCAGCCAGUUUUCCUCCGUGAGGCAUGUUCGCGGAGAUGGAAACUGCUUCUACAGAGCCCUCUGCUUCGCACACCUGGAGUCAGUCCUACACAAUGCCAGAGCUUUGCAGAGAUUUAAGCAGACAGUCAUUGAAACCUGCAAACACUUCUCUUCUGCGGGGUUUGAUGAGAGUUCCUUCAAGCAUCACCUGAACACAGUUGUAUAUGUUGUGGAGCAGUGCCAGGCUGAUGAGCAGGAAGACCGGCUAUUCCAGCUCUUCAACGAGCAGGUGACCUCUGACAGUGUGGUGCAGUAUCUCAGGCUGCUCACUUCAGCGCACCUGCAAAACCAUGCAGACUUCUUCUGCGACUUUGUGGAGGCACCCGAUCUGCAACUCUACUGUCGUCAAGAAGUGGAGACCAUGGCGAUGGAGUGUGAUCACGUGGACAUCUUGGCUCUCUCACAGGCCCUGGAUGUUUGCAUCCACAUCGUCUCCAUGCAGGGUGAUGAACAGCAGUUGGCUCACCAUGUCAUUCCAGAGGGUGCUGAACCCUCCGUGCACCUCCUCUACCAAAUGUCACAUUAUGACAUUCUCUAUCUGCAACAUAAAAACUGAUCGCUGAUCCAGUAAGACUCAGCUCAACUCAGGAAUAAUGACUUUGGUUGAAUAAAAUCCCAACUGGGCCUUAAGACA